AUGCGUUACAGUCACGUCAUACAAGGUCCGCCGUCCCCUUCGGAUGCCGGACUUAUUAAGCUCAAGGCAGGGCCCUUGAAGCUGCACAAGGAGCGCCUGCCAACGUCACAACACCACCGCGUACGAAAGGCCUCCAUCUCGACCGGCACCAACACUGGCUCUGGCUCUGGCUCUGGCACCGGCACCAGUACCAGCACGCCGCCUUCCUCGGUCGACCAACACAUCGUCGCAGCCCCGCCAGUCAAGAAAGUCAGGAGCCUGAGGGCGCCCACGGAGGACGCCAUCAUCGAGGUCAAGUCGCCCGUCAAGCCCCAGCCCGACAAGCCGCUGCUGCCGGAGCUCAAGCCGUGGGAGUCGUACCUGCACUGGCUGUGCCUCACCGAGGAGCCCGGCACGCUGUGGAGCUCGUCGCUGUGUGCCACCUUCCACGAAUGCCUCGUCACCAACCCGGGCGCCGGCCAGAUCAAGGCCUCCGAGUACGCUGCCCGCAUCGAUGACAUCUACUGGAGCUUCUACCUGCCACUCGACCCGCUCUUCCAGUUCAUGGAGGACCGGAUCCUUUCCGGCUACCUGCUGCAUGUCUGGACCAUGUUCAUCGAGCUGGGCAAGAGGAUUCCCCACGACGACCCAGCGCAGGAGAAGCUGGUGGAGCUCUUGAAGGAGCUGGUGCACCUUCCGCCCAUGGAGGUGCGGACCUGGGAGGGAAACGAUGCACCCUGGACUGACCUACCAACACUCGACGACGCCCUGAUCGCAGCAUGGGACGAUCUGUACGACCCAGAGGUCCAGAUGUCUGACCCUGAAGGCCACUGGGUGAACUACUUCGUCUUCCUGGGGCGCCUGGUAUCCGCUGAUGUCACUCCCGACUGGUGGGAGAUCCCGUCCAUCACGCUCAAGGAGGUCCUCGCCGAGGACGUCGCGCCCAACUACCUGACCGUCUACAAGACCAUGGCCCUGGCCGAGUACAUGAACCAUGCCGGUGACGCCUUCUUCGAGUGGUGCAUCGACUCGGGCAUGUUGGACACCAACGCUUCCAUGUCAAUCAUCUCCCCCCUGCUGGAGACUCCCGUUCAGCGGGACUGGUUCGACAGGAGGCGGAUAGAUGACGAGGUGUGUUCGCUGGACUAA
Diaporthe amygdali is the source of this 1128-nucleotide messenger RNA. RefSeq lists its product as uncharacterized. The coding region runs from base 1 to 1128 and encodes 375 amino acids. The record is from RefSeq and is a predicted model, not a curated record. NCBI's taxonomy places the organism in Eukaryota, Fungi, Ascomycota, Sordariomycetes, Diaporthales, Diaporthaceae. The transcript is spliced from 3 exons.